Molecule: messenger RNA, 2409 nt
Organism: Lutzomyia longipalpis
Lineage: Eukaryota; Metazoa; Arthropoda; Insecta; Diptera; Psychodidae
Product: motile sperm domain-containing protein 2-like
Exons: 8
Coding region: 700-2214 (504 amino acids)
Source: RefSeq, a predicted model, not a curated record
CAUUUUGCUAUCAAUAAAUGAACGAGAUCGUGUAAUGUGGUUAAAAAAAUAUAAUUUGUGGCUGUAUCGACCAAGCAACCAAGACCCCGAAGACCCCAAACAAACUCCAAUCAUUGUUCAAUUGAUGACGUAGUCCACAGACUCAAUCCCAGCAAUUAGUUGAGUAUACUAUGUAUAUGAUGAAAAGAUACACAGCGAAAUCCCACCACAUGGGAUGUGAAAAAAGGCAUUACGACUAUACGUAAAAAUUACUCAGAGUCACUCUCAUUGUAAUGUGGUAGAUAAAUGCUUGAAAAGUGAGUUGGGCACAUCCAACAUCGCAUCAAGUUAUUUCAGUCAUUUAUCGGCAGCCGAUGGAGGUGAUCCAGCGGGUGAGCUUCUGAUCGUGCGAACUUUGACAAUGAAGUGGUGUUGUUGUUGCAAUAAAGUGUGAUUAGUUUUGCUUAGAUAGGGAAUAAAAAGUUUAACCAAUUUCCCAAUAUUACAUAAUAAAUUGAUCCUCCAGUUGUAUUUUUCACGCGUUAAUUUGUGCUAAGGCUUGUGCAUUUGUGGGCAAUUUGUUCAUCGAGUAAUUAUCAGUGCUGUGUCAAAGUUUUUUUUUCGCCUCUUGUUUUUCUUUCUUUCAACAUUUAACUGAUAAUAAAACACUCUGAGCAUUCGAUUUGAGCAGUCUACGGGCAACAUUGAGUAGUGAUCAAAAUGGAAAAUCUAAGUGCAACUAGUGAACAAAUUGAAGAGCUUCGACGGCUUUUCUUUGAAAAAGUUGCAAAGGAUGGACACCAAAUUGACGGUGGUUUCCAUCCGGCUGAUAUUGAAAGAAUACAAAAUCGAGAAAAAUGGCUUCGACUGUUUAUUGAGUACAACGAUUUAGAUCUGAAAAAGGCAUUAACUCAACUUUGGGAUACGUGCGAAUGGCGGAAGAAUUUUGGAACAAAUGACCUAGAGGCCAGCCAGUUGCGACAGGAAUACCUUCAUGAAGGUUUUAUGUUUCCCAAAAAUCGCGACAUAAACGGGAAACGGCUCCUCAUCUUCCGUUCCAAGCUGUAUGUACGUGGAACAAAAGAUAUGGAUGAUGUGAAGAGGUUACUCGUCUACUGGGUAGAGAGAGUUAUGUACAGAGAGGAAGACCUUGACCAAAUCUCGGUAUUUUUCGAUCUCAAGGAUUCAGGGCUCAGCAAUAUGGAUAUGGAAUAUACGCGGUACAUUAUAAACCUGUUCAAAUACUAUUAUCCAAAUUCACUAAACUACAUCAUAAUCUUUGAAAUGCCCUGGAUACUGAAUACCACCUUCAAAAUUAUUAAGACGCUCUUACCAGCGAAGGCUGUUGUGCGAAUGAAGUUCGUCAAUGGCAAGACACUUCAUGAAUUUGUCGACGAGAGCAAUAUGUUGGACAUUUGGGGUGGGAAUGAUUGUUACACAUAUGAAUUUCUUGAGGAGGAAACCCCCACGAAGAGCAUCAAUAACAAUGUGAGCACUACCGGAAGGAAGGUACAUUUUGCAAAGCUGAGCCCAACGGAAUCAUCAAUGUCGGACCAACAUUCGCCGGGUUUUACAAUGGAGAAAGGUACCGUGGGUGAGGAGAUGCUGCGUGUGGUACAAGACACGUUGGUUUUCAACAAAGUGGGCACGGACUAUUCAGGAUCUGUGGAGAUAAUUAAUAUUGAUCUGAAACCAAUAACGUACAAAGUGAAGACGACGGCACCCGAUAAAUUCAGAGUACGCCCCAGUUCCGGGGUUUUGGCACCGGGUUCCACAACCACAGUCAAUGUGGUCCUCGUACCUGGCUGCCAACUGACAACGCUAUCACGGGAGAAAUUCCUCGUGAUGUGCAUGGCUUUGGGUGCUGACAAGCAGACAAAUUCCCAAGACAUUGCCGAACUGUGGAAGAAUACUCCUUCACACAGUCAUCUUGUUGAGCAGCACAAAUUGAAAUGCCACCUGCCAGGUGUAUCUCAUGUUGCCGAGGUAUCAUUCAGGAAUGGAAAUGCUUUCAGCGGUAGCUCCGGAAGUGACAGCGACCGGCAACUUAGUCACCUUGUGCGGGAGGUGCAUGACCUGUCGGAAUCGGUGGAACGAUUGGAUGCGCGGCUCAAGAGAAAUCAGAUACUCUUCUUCCUGGCACUCCUUGCCAUUGUAUCCUUCUGCGUGGCCACGCUGUACAUUGUUAAGGAGAGUGUAGAUAACCAGGGAUACUGCGCCAAGAGGGACUUGUAAAUGGGGCGCAUCUGACAAUUUUUUUCUCCAAGCGCUAUAUGGAUUUCAUCUGGACGCAAUACUCACUGAUGUUUGUGAACAUGGCAUAGAAAUACCUUCUAUAUUUCCAAAAUCUGUUACGUGGAUGCAGUAUUUUGUACAUAAUUUAUAGUUGAUUGUGAUCUUCAAUCAAAAAUAAAUCUCAUGUUUCAGAAA